ACCAACUUCUUCUCUAAGGUGUUGUCAACUAUAACAAACAACAUUAUGGCUGAGGCUGAGGAGAAAAGUUUGGAUGGAAACAUGAACACAGAUGAUAAGGCUGCCACUUCAUCGAACCUCGAAUCAGCAGUAAUGGAGUCCAAUUCAGACAAGGAAGAAGAUAAAAGCAGAUCAAUCAAAGAUGAUAGCACAAAGACAGUGUCAUUUCGCAAGCUCUUCUCUUUUGUUGAUUCAACUGACUAUUUUCUAAUGCUUGUUGGCACAAUAAGCGCUAUUGGCAAUGGAAUUUCUAUACCACUUAUGACCAUUAUCUUUGGAACACUGGUUGAUUCAUUUGGAGAAUCUGUCAACAACCAACAAGUUCUUUCCAAAGUUUCUAAGGUGUCUCUCAAGUUUGUAUACUUAGCUCUGGGAUCUGGUGUGGCUGCAUUUUUACAGGUGGUUUGCUGGAUGGUUACUGGAGAAAGACAGGCUGCAAGGAUAAGAAGUUUAUACUUGAAAACAAUGUUGAGACAAGAAGUUGGCUUUUUUGAUAUGGAAACUACCACUGGAGAAGUUAUUGAGAGGAUGUCAGGUGAAACUGUGCUCAUUCAAGAUGCAAUGGGAGAGAAGGUAGGGAAGUUCAUUCAGUUAGUAGCAACAUUCUUUGGAGGCUUUGUUAUAGGAUUCAUCAAAGGAUGGUUUCUCACCCUUGUCAUGCUGUCCUCAAUACCUGCUCUUGUGAUCUCUGGUGCAGUCAUGAGCAUCACUAUAGCUAAACUAGCAAGCCGCGGACAAACUGCUUAUUCGCUAGCUGCAACUGUUGUAGAGCAAACAAUCGGUUCGAUAAGAACUGUUUCGUCUUUCACUGGAGAGAAGCUAGCAAUAGAGAGGUACAACAAGUCCAUAACAAAGGCAUAUAACUCUGGGGUGCAUGAAGGAUUGGCAACUGGAAUGGGAAUGGGAGUGGUUCUAUUUAUUGUGUUCAGCAGUUAUGGUUUGGCUGUUUGGUUAGGUGGAAAGAUGAUAGUUGAGAGAGGAUAUUCUGGUGGAGAUGUCAUUAAUAUCAUCUUUGCUGUUCUGACUGGUUCACUGUCUCUUGGGCAGGCAUCACCAUGCUUGUCUGCCUUUGCUACCGGACGAGCUGCAGCCUAUAAGACGUUUGAGGCGAUAAACAGGAAGCCACAGAUUGAUGCUUAUGACAGUAAUGGGAAGAUAUUAGAUGACAUUCAUGGUGACAUAGAUCUAAGAGAUGUUUACUUCAGUUAUCCUGCUAGACCAGAUGAACAAAUAUUUAGUGGCUUUUCUCUCUCAAUACCAAGUGGAACAACUGCUGCUUUGGUUGGACAAAGUGGCAGUGGUAAAUCUACUGUGAUCAGUUUGAUUGAGAGAUUUUAUGAUCCUCAGAGUGGUGAAGUUCUCAUUGAUGGUAUUAAUCUCAAAGACUUCCAGUUGAAGUGGAUCAGACAGAAAAUAGGCCUUGUCAGCCAGGAACCGGUGUUGUUUACGUCGAGCAUUAGAGACAAUAUUUCCUAUGGGAAGGAUGGUGCAACUAUUGAAGAAAUAAGAGCUGCUGCUGAGCUUGCCAAUGCAGCUAAAUUCAUUGAUAAACUUCCUCAAGGGCUGGACACGAUGGUUGGCGAGCAUGGAACUCAACUAUCUGGGGGCCAAAAGCAGAGAGUUGCUAUAGCUAGAGCAAUUCUUAAAGAUCCAAAAAUUCUACUUUUAGAUGAAGCCACAAGUGCUCUUGAUGCAGAAUCUGAGAGAGUUGUGCAGGAGGCACUAGACAGAAUUAUGAUCAGCCGAACUACCCUCAUCGUAGCUCAUCGCCUAAGUACAGUUAGAAAUGCUGAUACAAUUGCUGUUAUCCACAGAGGAAAAAUUGUUGAAAAAGGUCCACAUUCUGAGCUAAUAAAAGAUCCAGAAGGAGCAUAUAGCCAACUUAUACUGUUGCAAGAUAUGAAAAAAGCAUCAGAGCGAGGCGCUGCAAUUGAUCAGGACAAACCAGAACUAGUUGGCAACUCAGGGAGGCACUCAAGUCAAAGGAUUUCUUUACUGCGUUCAAUAAGCCGAGGGUCAUCUGGAACUGGAAACAGCAGUCGUCACUCAUUUUCGGUCUCAUUUGGUGUACCAACUACACUCAAUGCCCUUGAAACAACCCCUUCAGAACACAACAAUGUUGCUUUAACACCACCACAAGAGCCUCUCAAAGUCUCACUUCGCCGCCUGGCUCUUCUUAACAAGCCCGAGAUCCCAGUGCUACUUCUCGGUACAAUAGCUUCAGCUGCAAAUGGUGUAGUAUUACCUGUGUUUGGGGUAUUGCUCUCCAGCGUAAUCAAAUCUUUUUUUGAGCCAGCUGAUGAACUCCGGAAAGAUUCAGCAUUUUGGGCAUUACUUUUUGUUGGUAUUGGUGUGACAUCUUUGGUAGCUCAUCCAUCGAGGGGUUAUUUCUUUGCAGUGGCAGGGUGUAAGUUGAUCAAACGAAUUCGGUCAAAGUGUUUUGAGAAAGUAGUUUACAUGGAGGUAAGUUGGUUCGAUGAAGCCGAGCACUCAAGUGGUGCAAUUGGAGCAAGGCUUUCUGCAGAUGCAGCCUCCCUUAGAACUAUAGUUGGAGAUGCACUUGGUUUGCUAGUACAGAACACUGCAACUACAGUUGCUGGUUUGGUCAUUGCUUUUGAGGCAAACUGGAUAAUGGCUCUCAUAGUCCUUGCUUUGCUACCUCUAAUAGGAGUAAAUGGAUAUGUUCAAACCAAGUUCUUGGCAGGCUUCAGCGCUGAUGCAAAGAAAAUGUAUGAGGAGGCGAGUAAAGUGGCGAAUGACGCAGUAGGGAGUAUUAGAACGGUUGCUUCCUUUUGUGCCGAGGAGAAGGUGAUGGAAUUGUACAAGAAGAAGUGUGAAGGACCUAUAAAAGCUGGAAUCAGACAAGGAAUAGUUAGUGGAAUUGGUUUUGGUCUCUCAUCAUUUUUUCUUUUCAAUGUGUAUGCCUCAAGUUUCUAUGCUGGAGCCCAACUUGUUGCAGCUGGCAAAACAACCUUCUCUGAUGUUUUUCGGGUGUUUUUUGCACUAACUAUGGCUGCCAUAGGGAUCUCUCAGACUGCUUCCAUGGCUCCUGAUAUAAGUAAAACAAAGAAUGCUGCUGCUUCUAUAUUCGCCAUUCUAGACAGGAAGUCGAAAAUAGACUCUAGUGAUGAAUCGGGAACUGUAUUAGAGAGAGUCAAAGGAGAGAUUGAGUUUCUUCAUGUCAGUUUCAAGUACCCAACUAGACCUGAUGUGCAAAUAUUCAGAGACCUUUGCUUGGCUAUUCACUCUGGCAAGACAAUUGCUCUGGUUGGAGAAAGUGGGAGUGGGAAAUCAACAGUGAUCUCAUUAUUGCAAAGAUUUUAUGAUCCAAAUUCAGGUCAAAUUACACUAGAUGGUGUCGAAAUCCAAAAACUGCAACUCAAAUGGUUCAGGCAACAGAUGAGUUUGGUGAGCCAAGAACCUGUUUUAUUCAAUGACACAAUCCGAGCCAACAUUGCAUAUGGGAAAGAAGACUUUUCAACAGAGACUGAAAUCAUGGCAGCAGCAAAAUUGGCCAAUGCCCACAACUUCAUUAGUAGUCUUCAACAAGGGUAUGACACCACAGUAGGAGAGCGUGGGAUCCAAUUGUCUGGUGGGCAGAAGCAGAGAGUGGCAAUUGCAAGAGCUAUAAUGAAGGCACCCAAAAUACUACUUCUAGAUGAAGCCACCAGUGCUCUUGAUGCUGAAUCCGAACGAGUGGUUCAAGAUGCGCUGGACCGGGUUACAGUGAGCAGGACCACAAUUGUGGUGGCUCAUAGGCUGUCAAGCAUCAAGGGUGCAGAUUUAAUUGCUGUGGUGAAAAAUGGAGUCAUUGCAGAGAAAGGAAAGCAUGAAACUUUGAUGGCUAUGAAGGGUGGCAUUUAUGCUUCUUUGGUAGCUUUGCAUACAACUGCUUCCUCUUAAUUAAGAGUCUUCUUCUGUGUUCUUUCCUCUUAAGCCUUGCUUGUACUUCCUUUCGGUUACAAGUUCAGUGUCUUUUGAAUAAUGAAAAUGAGGUGCCAUUUGAGUACUAUUUGAAGAAAGCCAUUGAUAUAUACAGAAUGUCGUUUGUGGAAAUGGAAUGAGAAAAUAUAGAUAUGUAAUGACAUUUUGCCAUUUUUAUAUAUUCAUGGAACAUUUACUAGUUGUGGC
This is a messenger RNA of Humulus lupulus (European hop), 4170 nucleotides long. Its product is annotated as ABC transporter B family member 11-like. Lineage: Eukaryota; Viridiplantae; Streptophyta; Magnoliopsida; Rosales; Cannabaceae. Gene Ontology annotation, cellular component: membrane. Bases 46 to 3942 code for a protein of 1298 amino acids. Gene Ontology annotation, biological process: transmembrane transport. The transcript has 12 exons. Gene Ontology annotation, molecular function: ATP binding; ABC-type transporter activity; ATP hydrolysis activity. The record is from RefSeq and is a predicted model, not a curated record.